AUGGGCAUUGUCCACUGGCAAAAGAUCGCCCUUGCCCCGCGCGAUCCGAUCAUCUCCAUCAGUCAGCUGUACAAGGAGGAUCCGAAUCCGGCGAAGAUCAACCUCUCCAUCGGCACCUACCGAACCGAGGACAGCCAGUCCUUUGUCUUCUCCAGCGUGCGGCAGGCGGCCGAGUCGGCCCACCAGGCGGUGCAGCGCCUGGAGCGGGAGUACUCGCCCAUGGAGGGCUACGAGGAGUUCAAUCGGCAGGCCUUUCGCCUGCUCUUUGGCCAGUCGGCGGUCAGUGAUAAGACGAGCGUCACCGUGCAGACGCUGGCCGGCACCGGGGCCAUCGACCUGGGCGCCGCCUUUCUCGGCAAGUUCUUCGAGGGUCGCCGGCAGGUGUUCAUCUCCCGGCCCAGCUGGAUCAACUACUACUGCAUCUUCAGCAACUACCGCUUCGAGGUGGCCACCUACCGCUACUACGACGCAGCGACGAAGCGCUUCGACGCCGGCGGCUUCUUCGACGACCUGGCGAAGCUGCCCGAGCACUCCGUGGUGAUGUUCCAGCCCUGUGGGCACAAUCCCGCCUCGGUGCAGCCUUCGCCCGACGACUGGCAAGUCAUUUCGGCGAUUGUACGCGAGAAGAAGAUGCUGCCCUUCUUCGACACCGCCUACCACGGCCUCUGCUCCCCCGGCGCGGACAUGGCCGCCGACCUCUACCCGGUGCGCCUUUUCGCCGAACAGGGCCACCUGAUGCUCGUCUCGCAGUCCUUCAGCAAGAACAUGA
Molecule: messenger RNA, 769 nt
Organism: Rhagoletis zephyria (snowberry fruit fly)
Lineage: Eukaryota; Metazoa; Arthropoda; Insecta; Diptera; Tephritidae
Source: RefSeq, a predicted model, not a curated record